AUGAAGAGUCGAAGCGACAGCCCUCCCCGAGAGCAAACACCUCCGGAGUCCUCGCCCGCGUCCGACCCCGACACCAAGGAUGCAGGCAUAGACGCAAUACAUCAAGAAAAUGCGACUAUCACCCCCACCACAACGAGGAAAUGGAAAUGGCUCAGUUCAUCAGCCGGCGCGGACACCGCCGCGACGUUGUUUGACGACGGGUCAGCCGAGCCCUACACCAAGAGCGACGAGAAACGACUCGUCCGCAAGAUCGAUUUCAUGAUCAUCCCGUACCUGGCCGUGUGCUACGCCUUCUUCUACAUCGACAAGACGACACUGUCGUACGCGGCCAUCUUCGGCAUCCGCGAGGACCUCAACCUCAAGGGCACCGACUACAACUGGCUGUCGUCCGUGUUCUACUUCGGCUUUUUGGCUUGGGCUCUCCCGACAAAUUUUCUCAUGCAACGGCUACCUCUGGCCAAGUACUUGGGCGCCAAUAUAUUUUUGUGGGGCGUGCUGCUUAUGGCACAAGCUGGAGCGAACAACUUCGCGACGCUGGCUGUUCUCCGAGCGCUGUCUGGGGCAGCGGAGGCCUGCGCAGAUCCCAGCUUUAUGCUGAUCACAGCUAUGUGGUAUACGAGACGGCAGCAGCCGGUGCGUAUCGGGUUAUGGUACACGGCCAAUGGCUUGGGCAUCGCUUUGGGUGGCCUGCUCGGCUACGCAAUAGGACACAUCCGUGGCUCCCUGCCCAGUUGGAAGUACGAGUUCAUCAUCAUUGGUGCCCUGUGCAGCGGAUGGGGCAUUGUGCUGAUAAUUUUCCUCCCUGACUCGCCCGUCACGGCCCACAUGCUGUCCAAGAGGGAGCGGCGGAUCGCGAUCGAGCGCCUCAGGGGGAAUCAGACGGGCGUCGAGAACAAGACCUUCAAGGUGGGCCAGGUCAUCGAGACCCUCAAGGAUCCAAAGACAUACUUCUUCUUCCUGCUCGCCACGGUGCAAAACCUGCCCAACGGUGGGAUCUCCAACUUUGGCACGCUCAUCAUCAAGGGCUUCGGUUUCAGCACUCUGGGAACUACCCUGCUGCAGAUGCCCUACGGAGCGCUGAUUGGCCUUUCAAUCCUGAGCUGUGUCUAUCUUAACGACUACUUCUGCACGAAGCUGCAGAAGAACACGCGGUGCUGGUUCAUCAUUCUCUACACGUUGCCAAAUAUCGCUGGCGCUUUUGGUCUGAGAUUUGUGCCCACAGACCAGCACAUUGCUAGACUCUGGUGUUACUACCUGACAGGGCCAUAUAAUGCCUCAUUCGUACUGAUUUUGAGUCUCGUCACGGCUAAUACAAGCGGCCACACCAAGAAGGUGCUGACGAACGCCAUCAUGUUCCUUGGCUACUGUGUUGGAAACAUCGCGGGGCCAUUCUUCUUUAAGACCGAACAACAGCCGACGUACCCACUUGGCAUGGCGAGCAUGAUUUUCUGCUACUUGGCUUCGGUAGUCCUGAUCCUGGUAUUCCGGACUAUGCUGAGCAUGGAGAACAAGAGACGGGACAGGAACUCGAGCGGCCAGGAGCAACCAGAUCUAGAUGAGACAGCGUUCAGCGACAUGACUGAUCGAGAGAACCCAAAUUUUCGUUAUGUCUAUUGA
This is a messenger RNA of Diaporthe amygdali, 1617 nucleotides long. RefSeq lists its product as uncharacterized. NCBI's taxonomy places the organism in Eukaryota, Fungi, Ascomycota, Sordariomycetes, Diaporthales, Diaporthaceae. Gene Ontology annotation, biological process: transmembrane transport. Gene Ontology annotation, cellular component: membrane. The transcript is spliced from 2 exons. Gene Ontology annotation, molecular function: transmembrane transporter activity. The record is from RefSeq and is a predicted model, not a curated record. Bases 1 to 1617 code for a protein of 538 amino acids.